CUCGUCCCUCUCUCCCUCUCGAAACUGUUGUCGCAAGUCGCCCACUCGCGAGCGCCGCCCUCUGCAUAGAUCGAGUACUCGCUCCCUCUACCUGUGAACGCCCAAUCUUCCCACCACUGCUUCUUCUUCAAACAAUUAUCAAACCGCGUCGCUGUUUGCCAUAAUCCUCGGUCUCUUGAUCCUUUUCCGCUCACUCCCAGCAGCGCGCUGUGUAACCUGCCUGUACCGGGUCCCAGUCGAGACAUUCAUUGUCUCAGUAAGUCAUCUCAAAGUCACCUGAUUGCACCUGAUCACCAUCAGAUCACGGGCUGCGCUUCAUCUCCACGGGUGAGCGCAGCUCAUCAUGAUUUCAUCCCAAGACUACUCAUUGUUGCAGUCCAAAUGCCAGCGUCUUCGCACGCUUGCCCUGCAGCCGGCCGCACGUUGCCGUCGAGGACACAGCUCCUCGAACACGCUGGCUGUGUCGGCUGAGCUCCUAGCAGCUGAAUUGGAACAGCUCAUGAUGCCUUGAGCUCGCCCAAAUAUCCCCCAGCCAGAAGUCCUCAUGUGACGACUGCUGGCAACACACCAUCUUUGCCCUUUCUCUUCGCAGCGCUUGGAGCCGCUAUUUGCAUCUUUUCAAGACUCUGACCGUGGCCAUGGCUAACCCAACUGUAGAGCAGACUUCUGCCCUCGAGAUCAAGCCCGCGGCCGACCCGUGGGUUGCUCCUGAUACGCGCUGUUUCAUUGCUCAGUCACAAACCUUACAAAAGAAUCUCAUCGGCAGGCCAAUAGUGCCUGUCUCGGUCCCUGUGCACAAUGGCUACCCAAGGCAUUGGCACAAAUGCCAUGACCACCACGCAAACUGCGGAUCCAGGUCUGAACAACAACAACAAUAGUAACAAGCGCAAGCGCGGACCCAGCGAGCAAGAUGACGGGCGUGACGCAAAACAACAAAAUACCAAUGGGGACCAUGACCCCGUUAACUACGCAGCGUUACUCCAAGGUAUCGAUGCCAUGACUGGCCAAGACGAUAGCACCCGUACCGCCCAAGCGGCUCUAGCUGCCCCCAUGGAACAGUCCAACUACCCCGAGCCCACUCAGUAUGAAGGAGGUCCAGGAAUGCCCACAGGAUUUGAAGAUGCCAAUCAAACCUCGCUUUCCCAGAUGUCGCCUGGCCAAGGUAUGCCAUCUGGCGCGCCGGGUAUGCCGACUGCACAACAGGCUCUUUUGGAAGCUCGCGGUGGUAGUGGUGCGCAGAAGCCGGCGGUGGGAACUGCAGAAUGGCAUCAACAACGCAAAGACAAUCACAAGGAAGUUGAACGUCGUCGCCGCGAAGUCAUCAACGAAGGCAUUGAGAACAUUGCCAAGAUCGUCCCCUGCACCGAAAAGAACAAAGGCGCCAUUCUCCAGCGUACCUGUCAAUACAUCACCGAACUGCAGACCCAGAAGAAGUCCUUUGAGACCGAACGUGCCACCUUUGAGAUCACCCUCAAGGAGCUGACUAGCCGGUGUGAGCGCCUCAAGGAAAGCGUCCGCACUGCUUGGAUGGAGAGCGCCAAGUGGCAGCAACGAUGCCGUGAGGCCGGACUGCACUUUGACGAUUACGACGAUGGUGGUCUGCCCAGCCUAGAAGAGGACGACGAUGUCAACGUCAACCUCAAUGUCAAUGCUGAUGCCGCCGUGGUCUCCUAGCAACGAGAUCUCUACUAUUACUACCUCCCAAGUCAGGCGGAGAGAUCAAUGGGACUGGGUUGAAUUCUCAAAUUGACCUUGCUGUCAAAGGUACAUGCUUGCACUUGAUGUGCCUCAGCUGCUUGUAUCUCGCCAACAUACAAUUCCAUCAAGAUCCCCAUUCUUCGAUGGACGUGCAUCAAUGGUGUUUUGGGCGUGUCAGGACAGAAAUUGGCUUUUUUCCGGGUUAAUGAGUGGCGGUCAUGCGUUCAAUAGUCAUGGACAUGAAAGCUGCUACAGUGCGCAAGGCAAAUGACAACAUGGCAUAUGUUGUGGCUGUGAAUGACUGAGGAAUGGAAACGAGUGACAUGGUUUGGCUGAGCUCAGCAUCACGGACAGCCCUUUACUAUGGGGUGGAUAUCAGGGUGCCGUUCGCCAUCACUUGCAUCAACCUGGCGUCUCCUUGGGUGUUUGUACAUGGUUGUUUUGUGUAUCUUCCUUUUUCCCUUUUUCUGGAACAAUGAGCACCACUAGCUGUCCAGAUGAAAAACCACUAUUAGACUACUACCUGGUACUUAGUCGUGCCUAAUUCCACACGGUAGUCUAAACUGUACUGUAUGUACCGCACUUGCUGUCUAGUAGUAGUAAGUACUGUACAGCUGCACUUGGGGAAUUGUAGCACCCAAGAGUGGAUAUUACAUGGCAAUACGAGGUUGAGGAUGAAGAUCAAUAGGUAUCAAUACCAAUACUAG
Molecule: messenger RNA, 2405 nt
Organism: Exophiala dermatitidis NIH/UT8656
Lineage: Eukaryota; Fungi; Ascomycota; Eurotiomycetes; Chaetothyriales; Herpotrichiellaceae
Exons: 2
Coding region: 799-1674 (291 amino acids)
Cellular component (GO): nucleus
Molecular function (GO): protein dimerization activity; DNA-binding transcription factor activity
Source: RefSeq, a predicted model, not a curated record